AUGACUCAUUGGUGUGUUGCUCUUAUUUAUAACUUUGGUCUACACAAAAAUAACAAAAUGAACAAAAAUUUGACAGUCAACAGCUGCUUGUCUUUGGACCUACGCACUGGAUCGUUUAUUUGUGGUUACCUAAAUCUGGCAUGGCAUUUAGCAAUUGCAAUUGUAUACCUUUGGGUCAUGAUUGCGGCCUCAUCGAUACCUUUCGAUGUUACAAGCGCGUUGGUCAUUAUAGGUAUUGACCUUGGUUUCAUUGGUAUAAACGUGAUUUUCAACGUGAUGUUAAUCAUCGGCUUACACACGCUUAAACGUGGAUUCAUAAACGCCUUCAUAAUCUAUAAUUACAUUUUCCUAGCAUUUUGCUUAAUAAUGUUCAUCAUCUAUCUCAGUCUAGGAGGAGGAGUCCUUAACAUCAUGUUCAAACUAGUCAGUUUGUGUUUCACCGCUAUCUUCCUAUUGAUAAUCAGAAGUUACUAUUUGAGUAUGGACGAUAACAAAACCGGAGCGGCCAUGUACUAG
Arctia plantaginis is the source of this 516-nucleotide messenger RNA. Lineage: Eukaryota; Metazoa; Arthropoda; Insecta; Lepidoptera; Erebidae. The record is from the annotation of a GenBank genome assembly.